GAAAGAGGAGGACGGAGAGAGGAGAACUGUGUUACUCGCUCCCAGCAAAGCCAAAGAUACCUGGAGUCCUGAUUCCUGCUGCUGAGCGGACCAGAGCACACAGCAGCUGAGAUUUACUUUGGCUGCAGAGGCAGAGAACUCUUUAACUCACCUGGACAGCACAUAAAGAAACUCACACUUUGCAUAUACACUCACUUUUGAGCUGCUCACCUCCUCGUCCACUUCUCACAAAAGUCGUGUGAGCUCCCAGUCCUGUAUCCUGCUGUCGUGCCUGCUGGACAGCCAGCCAUGUCGUGGGACUGUGGCCUGAAGCACAUGUUCUCUGUGUCCCCCGCACUGCAGCCGGGGAGCAUGUGCAUCCUGCACGACAAGGAGGACCUGUCCAGACUGGAGAUGGUCCAGAGACUGGCCAAGGACGGCUACCGCUUCCUUCAAAACCACAGCAAGGGCCCAGAGAGGACAUGUGAGCCCCAGAGUGGCGAGGCAGUCCGCGUCUAUCUGAGGGAGAGGGGCCACGUUGUGCUUGUUCUCCAGAGAGUGUCAUCAGAGCAGCCAGCCCUCUCUGCAUCAGCGAGGGGAGGAGGCAGGGAGGAGGAGGACUCUGACUCUGUUGUGUCUGACAGGUACAUGGUGGUGUCAGGAACCCCAGAGAAGGUCCUGGAGCACUUGCUCUAUGGCCUGGCACUGGACGAGGACCAAGGGACAACACAGGGCAAAGAGUCAGACACACUUGCAGAUGACUUUCUGCUGACCUACCCGGUGUUCAUGUCGACCAGUGAUUUGUGUCAAGCUCUGCUGGGACACUAUUGUACCAAGCACUACAGAGGGAAAGAGGACAGGAAGGAGGCGCUGGAGAGGAAACAAAAAGUCCUGCACCUGGUGUCACAGUGGAUGUGUCUCUGCAAAGACUUCCUGAGAGAAGACGAGAACGUCAAGCUGUUCAUGAAGACUCUGUGCCGGUACGUGUUGGAUGACCUUUACGAGCACCCAGCCCUGGAGACAGAUGUGAGGGAGCUGCAGAAACUUUACCAUCUGCAUCGGAGACACAUCGCGGAGGAAUAUUCCCCUCAGAGAAAGAGCAAAGCACUUUCCCACCAAGUGAGCUUGAAGGAGAAUGGGCUUCAGUCGAGAGGCACAAAGAGGGAGAGCAAGGAAGUGUUGUGUCAUUUAUACAUCACCAUGGACUCAUACCUGAGUAUGAAGGCCCACGCCGGUGUACUGGCCCAGGAUCUUCUCCACACAGUGGCAGAAAGGAUGGAUGUCCCUGAGGAGGAACUCAUACUUGUGGCCGUGACUUAUCCUGGAGAGAGGCUCCUCCUGCAGCCUCAGGACAGAGUUUUCUCUGAGUCUUCCCAGCAGGUGGGGAGGUUGCACAUAUGCAGGAAGGAUCCAGGAGAAGUCCUGUAUCCGUUCACGGACAACUCGGAGCUGCAGCAGAGAACGGCCCGCAUGUUUGGUUUAAACACGUGGGACGUGGCUGUCGCCCUCACCAACUUUGACUGGAACAUCUUUGACACAAUACAUGAGCAAGAACUGGUCUACUUCACCUUCGGUCGUCAUGCGAGCAGCAACCACACUGUCGCAUUGGAGCUGCUGCUGCAGCGCUGCAACGAGGUCCAGCUGUGGGUGAUGACUGAGGUGCUGCUGUGUCCAACGCUCUGCAAGAGAGUUCAAAUCAUCAAGAAGUUCAUCAAGAUCGCUGCCCACUGUAAAGCACAGAGGAACCUCAGCUGUUUCUUUGCCAUUAUAAUGGGUCUGAAUGCUGCAGCAGUGAGUCGCCUCAGUCAGACCUGGGAGAAAAUUCCCGGGAAAUUCAAAAAGCUGUUUUCAGAGCUGGAGACUGUUACAGAUCCCUCGCUGAACCACAAGGCCUACAGGGACUCCUUCAAGAAGAUGAAGGCGCCAAAGAUCCCAUUUCUUCCUCUGCUACUGAAAGAUAUCACAUUCAUUCACGAAGGCAACAAGACGUUUCACGAUAACCUGGUCAACUUUGAGAAACUGCACAUGAUUGCAGACACAGUGCGGCUCAUCCGGCAGUGUCAGACAGAUCACAUGGGAAAUGGCAUCAUCCAGAAGAGCAGCCCUGAAGUGAGAUCCUACAUCGAUUACCUUCAUAUCAUCGACAGUCAGCAGACUCUGUUUGACCUGUCGCACAGGCUGGAGCCCCGGGGUAUCUAGAGGGCUGCUCCGACUGCACCACCCAGCCUCUCACGCUGUCACAUUUCCCCAAGAACAAUGUGCCACUGUCUCCUCAAUCUCUCAGGACACGAGUCACAGGAACGCUGCAUGAUCCUGAUCAACCACAGGAGGGAGCCACUCAAUCAGGCAUCUCUCUCGGGACCAUGAAGACACAUCUUUAGGUUAGAAUUAGGUCAGGCUGUUGCUGCCUGUUGGCAAGAUGUGACUGUUGCUCCUGCUGUUUCCUUCCUGUCCCUGCAGGUGGCACAGUUGAGCAGGUGAAAUGCAAAUCUAUAAGCGACCCAACAGCUCCCCCCUGUGGUGUAAAACAGAAGAGAUUGUUUGCAGGCAAAGUCCCUCACAUCCAAAAAAAAAAAAAAAAAAAAAAGCUACAAACGAUGAACAUGGAGAUUUUUUUUUUUGGCAUAAAUGUUCAAAUAUGAGAGAAAAGUCUACUCACUUGCCUUUUCAGACCUUUCAGUAUGUGACAUACCGUGAUGUAUCAUCAGAGUGUUUGGCAUCAUCAGUAGGAUUUAACCAAAGAGUAUUUCAGUUGUAUACUGUGUGCACACACACUUUUGUUUUUCUCAGUUUCAUAUGAUGUUUGUCAGACAUGCAGUCACUUCUGAAUCAGAGCAGUUGUGUACAACACGCCGUUGUCUUGACGAUAGAAACAAUAACAAUGGUUUACAAACCUGUGGUUAAAUGUUUAACAUGUUCAUCUAUGUUUGUCAUCAUCUAUUUUUUACAACGCAGAGUUCUCUUAUUAUGUUUCAUAUAGUUUGAAGUGUUGUGUAUUAGGUCAGGCUUCACAUAGUUCAGACGUAGUGCAGGAAAUUAUAGAACGAUAUGCAGUCUAUACUGUAUUACUUUGUGUACAUUAGUGCCAAAUACUACAUAUAAAAAAAGCCCAUUUUGAUGAAUUCUAACUGCUCAUUUGGUGUAAGGAUCUCCAUGAAGUUUAGCUUUGGACAAUCAGUGUAAUUAAGGAGCAGAUGUUCUCUUGGUCUCUAAAGUUCAGGUUGAAACACUUUUCUUUUGUGUAAGAGGAUCAGACAGUUUCAGGGGGAUUUGGUUGAAUUUUUUCAAAGAUAAUGACAGUGACUCACAGCUACGUCACUGUGGCACAGCUUAUAUUCCCAUGUUAAGAGGGAAAAAAUAAUGACAUAUUGUGUGUUUUGGGGAAGACUGUCCCUGUAGAAAUACUGCAGCACCUUUGGAACAUAAAGUAGAGAAUGAGGGAACACAGAUUUGAAGCCAUUUGCUCAUAUAUAUAUGUAAUGCGUAGCGCAAAGAAGGUGGUAUUUAUUCUCUAACUGAGUCAGUGAACGCUCACUCUUGCUCUAAGGUAGUAGAACACACUGAGAAGUGUGUAAAUGGAAUUUUUACGUGACAUUCUCCACUUUUUAGUUGUAUAUUUUAGGAUUUUAAAGCCCUCGGUGUACAUGGACAUAAAAAAAAACAUGCUUCCUUAUUUUUAUCACUAAUAUUGCACAGGUGAUUUAAUUUAUUGUGUAUAUAUGCGUGUUUUAAAAUUCUAGACAUGUACAAUUAUUUAUUUUUCAUGUAUUUAUUUGUUCUACAGAUAUUACGAGUAUUAAUUACCCCCCCUCCUUUUUUUGUACGCACUGUUUUGAAUUGGUCUGUAUGACAUGGGGGAAAAACCGUGGAAUGACCAACGGCGUCAACGGUGCAUGCAAUAAAAAUGUUUUUCAUCCUCA
This is a messenger RNA of Solea solea (common sole), 3899 nucleotides long. Its product is annotated as rap guanine nucleotide exchange factor 5-like. Gene Ontology annotation, molecular function: guanyl-nucleotide exchange factor activity. Gene Ontology annotation, cellular component: plasma membrane. The record is from RefSeq and is a predicted model, not a curated record. The transcript is spliced from 18 exons. Bases 289 to 2178 code for a protein of 629 amino acids. Lineage: Eukaryota; Metazoa; Chordata; Actinopteri; Pleuronectiformes; Soleidae. Gene Ontology annotation, biological process: positive regulation of GTPase activity; Ras protein signal transduction.